CUAGCGGAGGCGCCCGAGAGGAUCACCCCCUUUGCCCCCCUCCCACCCACCCUCCCCCCAAAAGAGAAGAUACCCUCCCCUGGCCCACCCCUUCCCCUCUUCCCUCCUCCCCCCGAACUUUCCCUCUCGCAUGCUUUUUCCCUGCACCACGGAUCGACUCUCGGAUGCCGCUUGCCUGGAAGCUGCGUUAGGAGCGAGCGGCGGCGGUGGCCGCGGUGGCGGUGGCGGCGACAGCUCGGGAGUGCUAUGACCGGCAAACUCGCCGAGAAGCUGCCGGUGACCAUGAGCAGUUUGCUAAACCAACUGCCUGACAAUCUGUACCCCGAGGAGAUCCCCAGCGCGCUCAACCUCUUCUCCGGCAGCGGCGACUCGGUAGCCCAUUACAAUCAGAUGGCUACAGAGAAUGUGAUGGACAUCGGUCUGACCAACGAGAAGCCCAACCCGGAACUCUCUUAUUCGGGCUCCUUCCAGCCAGCCCCCGGCAACAAGACCGUGACCUACUUGGGAAAGUUCGCUUUCGACUCCCCUUCCAACUGGUGCCAGGACAACAUCAUUAGCCUCAUGAGCGCAGGCAUCUUGGGGGUGCCCCCGGCCUCAGGGGCGCUCACCACGCAGACAUCCACAGCCAGCAGCAUGGUGCAGCCGCCGCAGGGAGACGUGGAGGCCAUGUAUCCGGCGCUGCCUCCCUAUUCCAAUUGCGGUGAUCUCUACUCGGAGCCCGUGUCUUUCCACGACCCCCAGGGCAACCCAGGGCUCGCCUAUUCCCCCCAGGAUUACCAAUCGGCCAAGCCGGCUUUGGACAGCAAUCUCUUCCCCAUGAUUCCUGACUACAACCUGUACCACCACCCCAACGACAUGGGCUCCAUUCCGGAGCACAAGCCCUUCCAGGGAAUGGACCCCAUCCGGGUCAACCCGCCCCCUAUUACCCCUCUGGAGACCAUCAAGGCAUUCAAAGACAAGCAGAUUCACCCGGGUUUUGGCAGCCUGCCCCAGCCACCGCUCACGCUCAAGCCUAUCCGGCCCCGCAAGUACCCCAACCGGCCUAGCAAGACCCCGCUCCACGAGCGGCCCCACGCGUGCCCAGCGGAGGGCUGUGACCGUCGCUUCAGCCGCUCGGACGAGCUGACCCGGCACCUGCGCAUCCACACGGGCCACAAGCCCUUCCAGUGCCGGAUCUGCAUGCGGAGCUUCAGCCGUAGCGACCACCUCACCACCCACAUCCGCACGCACACGGGCGAGAAGCCCUUUGCCUGCGAGUUCUGCGGGCGCAAGUUUGCGCGCAGCGACGAGCGCAAGCGCCACGCCAAGAUCCACCUCAAGCAAAAGGAGAAGAAGGCAGAGAAAGGGGGUGCGCCCUCUGCAUCCUCGGCGCCCUCCGUGUCUUUGGCCCCCGUGGUCACCACCUGCGCCUGAGGCUCGGGCUGCCAGGCCCCCUCUUUUUCCCUCCAGUGCCUCCCAGCUGCUCGCUUGAAAGCAGCGGGAAAGCCAGCCACGGAGGCUCAGGGGCCGCGCCCUGGCCUCUCCAUGGACGUGCGGCCCCUUCACCCUUCGAUGCCCCCGCUCCCACCCUUUCACACCCGCCUGCGGUUGGGGGCCAAGGCUGGAGGCGCCUUCCCCUCGCCGUCCCCCCCUUAACCGAGGCGUGGGGGCGGAAAGGUGGCGUCUAGCCCGCUUUGUUCAGUUCGGAUCGCCUUGAUCCAGGGGCCGCUGGGCCGCUCUAAGGACCUGCGGGGGACUGAAAGGGGCCCACCCCAACCCUCGCCGGACCCAAGCACCUCACUGGUUCCCCCAUGUCCCCCUCUGUCCCCCAUCGGAGACCCGAGAGGGGGCGGGGGUAUGGAGCGCACCAAAGCGCAGAGCUUGCUGCCCGCCGCACGCACGCGCGCCUGCGUGCGGGGAUGCGCGCGAGUGUGUGCGUGCUCGCGUGUGUGUUUGUGUGUGUAUAUGUGUGUGCGCGCGCACGCGUGUGUGUGUGAGAGACUCUUGAACUGAACUGGGCUGUGUCUACCCUAAACUCUUCCCCACAUCGGGUCCCCAAGGUGCCGGGGAUGUCCCGGGCUGGGAGCCUGCACGUGGCAGGAGGAGAUGGUCUUCCAUCUGCUCCGAAAUAAUGUUUCUUACAGAAAUGCCUCGGAUACCGCUGCCGCGGUGCUGCUGCCGCCGCUUUGGGUUUGACCCCUCGAAACCCCUCCCUUUCUGAGUGCUUGCCUCUUAGGCCUCAGGGCACUUUGAUCUGCGGGGAGAAAGCGUCCGCCACUGAGCCUGCCUUUUAAAAAUGUAUUUCCUCGGCCCCACUUCUGAAUCCGGGUUCCCGAGUUUGGCCUCUGCCCUUACCCACGCUCCUCCUCUCUUCUCUCUUAGCCUUGUCCAAGUGCGUCUCAAAAUCUUUUCCCAGAAAGGCAGGCCUCAACCAGCCACCAGCUUUUCAUUUGCUCUCACCUACAUACCCAUUCCUCCUUCCCACCUUUCAUGAGAGAGCUGGCUCUGGUUGUUUUUGCCCAACUGAUUGAAUUUAAAUAUAAGUAUGUGAUGUGUGUAUGAAUGUGUAUGUGUGUACAAAAACGCACAGACAUACAUAUAUAUAAUAUACACACAAUAUGUAUUCCUAGCAAAAACAAAUCUCUAAGGUACUUGGUUAUCCAGUGCAGCACACUGGAAUAAAGAGAAUCUGUAGGCAUCUACAGCUUUAAAUGAUUUAUUUUUAUGAAA
Octodon degus (degu) is the source of this 2709-nucleotide messenger RNA. It is a transcript of the gene Egr3, whose product is annotated as early growth response 3. The transcript is spliced from 2 exons. Gene Ontology annotation, biological process: regulation of transcription by RNA polymerase II. The record is from RefSeq and is a predicted model, not a curated record. The coding region runs from base 247 to 1413 and encodes 388 amino acids. Gene Ontology annotation, molecular function: DNA-binding transcription factor activity, RNA polymerase II-specific; RNA polymerase II cis-regulatory region sequence-specific DNA binding. Lineage: Eukaryota; Metazoa; Chordata; Mammalia; Rodentia; Octodontidae.